Messenger RNA from Odontomachus brunneus, 935 nucleotides. RefSeq lists its product as uncharacterized. The record is from RefSeq and is a predicted model, not a curated record. Lineage: Eukaryota; Metazoa; Arthropoda; Insecta; Hymenoptera; Formicidae. The transcript is spliced from 3 exons. The coding region runs from base 414 to 935 and encodes 173 amino acids.
UCUCAGAAAGUGGAAUAUCUUCUAAGAAUUCUGGCAUGUUUUCUGCCAAAAAUUCUACAUAUGAUUCACUGCGUAAAAUGUCAGGGAGGAUUACAGGACCCAGGAUUUUUGUGCCCAUAAUUCCAGCCCAGACAUUUAUUUUCCAACGUGUUUGAAAAUUUCUUAUCCGAGUAACAUGAGGAUUCUCGUCGCUCCACUCAUGCAUAUUAUGCAUGUUGAAAAUUCCUUCUCGUGUAAACAGCGAUUCAUCGCUAAAUAUUACACGAGACGGAAAGUCGACCAAUAGAACUAAUACUCCUACUGGUCGACGCGUACGUGGUGAGGCAUGCGGACCUCCCGCGAUGAUCGUAUAAAAGCGUUGAAGAGAUCGAUACUGUAACCAAUAAUCUUGCGAUUAUUGGCAGAAGAGCGACAUGGCAGCAUAUUCUAACGAAGAAUAUUACGACAUGCUGAUGGCACUCGGAGAGUGCCGCGGCGAAACUACCAUUGCUGCAAGAAGAUACACCGAACUGUAUCCUAACCGAGCAAGACAUCCAGCGGCCUCCGUUAUACUUGCGGCAGCUCAACGAAUUCGAGAAACUGGCAGCGUUUUGCCAAAGAAACGGGACACCGGGUGCAAUCGUCACGCCAGAAAUUUGAAACGGUUAUUUCUACUAUCGAGGAAGAACCCGAAACAAGUAUUCGGGUUGUUGCUUGAGAGCACGGAUUAUCAUAUUCCACUGUUCAAAGAACUCUGGCAGACGAAAAACUACACGCAUAUCAUUACACUCGUGUGCAAAACUUACGAGAACAGGAUUAUCAACAGAGAAGAAUGUUUUAUAAUCAAGAGAUCCGAGGAGGGAAUUAGAGUACUAAAAGAGCAAGCCAAGCAUAAUCAGGACACUACAACGAGAGCCAGCAAGUCAGCAGCACCGGAAGAAGCAGUCGAAAAAUGA